AUGCUACCGCCGCUCACUCCAGCACCCGUCGCGCUUCACCAGCUCCUCCAGGACCCCUCGUCGUCCCACACUCGCGACCUCACCGACGCCAACGCUGCUCGUGGGAGGGUCAGGACCGCGCUCAAGGCGACAAAGAAGGAUGGCUUGCAGGAUGGGCGAGGCGCGGACUGGGCUGGCGCAGCGAGGGCCAUCGCAGAAUAUUUGCCUUAUCUUUACGCGAUCCUGGCGUGCGUCGAGGCAGACGACCUCCUCCUCGCGACAGAUCCAGUCUACUUUGCAUGGCGAGCCUCGCUGUCGUCGCAAACGCUGAAGAAGGGCAACAAGCGGGCUUUGCUGCCCUCACUACACGCCGAGCUUGCGGGCACCCUCCUCUCCUACGCCCUCUGCCUCUCAAACCAAGCUUCCGCCCUCGUCGCCUCUCUCGGCUCAUACGAAAUCUCCGCCUCCGUCUCUUCGUCCGCGAUCAAAGUCCACGACGAGACGAUCAACCAGGCUGCCGACGUACUGUGCCGAGCGAGCGGGAUCUUGCUGCAUUUGGCAGAGGUGGUCGUGCCGAGAUGGGAGGCGGCGGUUGGGACGGAGGCGUUGCGGGCCAGGCCUGUUGAGAUGACCCGGGAGGUCUGCACCGCACUGGGAAAGAUGUGCCUCGCCGACGCAAACCUCCUCGCCAUCCGCCGCCUCUUGUCCCGCUCAAUAUCCGUCGCACACUCGACAACCACCCCCGGACCUCCGCUUCCUCCGUCACAUCCUUCCCCCUCGCUUCUCGCCAAACUCCACCUCCACGUCUACACCCUCUACGCCGAGUCCCGUUCGCUCGUCAAAACCGUCUCCGCGUCGUCCUCCUCAACAGGCGAGAUCUCCCUCCCUUUGCGCCGCUACCUCUCAGACGGGCGUACACUCGCCCUCGCACUCUCGUACAAAUGGCUCGGCGUGGAUGCAGGCGAACAAGGCGCAACGGGGGACGCGUUGGGCUAUUUAGGCAUGGCGGCGCGGGAGCUUGAGGUGUUGCGGGAGAAGGAUAAGGGGAUUAAGGCGUUGAAGGGGUUUGGGAAGGGAAAGGCGGCGGGGAAGGGGAGGAAGGGGAAGGUGCAGGAGGAGGUGGAGAGUACCGAGGCGUUCGCGAGCGCGUACAAGAAGGUCAAUGAUACGGUCCACUUCGAGGCUGUUCCCUCGCCCCAGACCCUACAAGCCAAGAUGCCCUCCGGCCGCGCCGCCUUGACAACCAAGCCAUUCGCGCCACCACGCCCCGCCUUCACACCACGCGCGACCGGCACGCUUCCUCCUCGCAAGAUUCCGCCUCCACCGGCCGAAGCCGCUCUCGCCGGUCUCUCGCUCGCAGACUCGGGCGCGGACAGCUCGGAUGAGGAGGACAGUGGCGAUGGAGGACAGUUGGGUGAUUACUUCGGGGCUGGAUCGUACUUCUGA
Molecule: messenger RNA, 1425 nt
Organism: Rhodotorula toruloides NP11
Lineage: Eukaryota; Fungi; Basidiomycota; Microbotryomycetes; Sporidiobolales; Sporidiobolaceae
Product: pH-response regulator protein palc
Exons: 6
Coding region: 1-1425 (474 amino acids)
Biological process (GO): cellular response to pH
Cellular component (GO): plasma membrane
Source: RefSeq, a predicted model, not a curated record